This is a messenger RNA of Lutzomyia longipalpis, 1650 nucleotides long. RefSeq names its product glycerol-3-phosphate phosphatase-like. Gene Ontology annotation, cellular component: cytoplasm. The transcript is spliced from 4 exons. The record is from RefSeq and is a predicted model, not a curated record. Bases 282 to 1208 code for a protein of 308 amino acids. NCBI's taxonomy places the organism in Eukaryota, Metazoa, Arthropoda, Insecta, Diptera, Psychodidae. Gene Ontology annotation, molecular function: phosphatase activity.
GUCGAAUGUUUUGACCAAAAAAGGCCGUGUUUUGGGAUCAGCUGGUUCGCAGCUGUUGAUAAAUUAUUUUGUCACAUUUCUCCCACGAAAUUCGUCAUCAUCCGCGAUAAAUUUCAGUUGAGCACUCCUCCAGAGCUUCCUCUCUAUCUGUUUCCCCUGUUUGCGUAAUAUUUCACUGCUGUUCAGUGCUCAGUAUCAGUUGUUUUGCAUCCCGAAGGUGAUCAGAGGUCACAGAAAAUCGUUAUUUUUUUGCUGAUUUUUCCUAACUUCCCCCACCGGAAAUGUAUAAACAAUCCGGCACGAGAUUACAGAGUCUUCCAAAGGAAGCAAUAAAGGCAUUUAUAAGUUCCUUCGACACUGUCCUGACGGAUUGUGAUGGGGUCAUCUGGUUGUUCAAUGACGCCCUCGAGGGUGCUCCGAAUGUCAUUAAUCGCUUCCUGGAGAUGGGCAAGAAGGUCUUCUUUGUCACGAAUAACUCCACAAAGACAAGGGAUGAAUUUCUCGUAAAAGCUCGUCAGUUGAACUUCAACAUCCCGCGCGAUGGGAUCAUCUCAACCGCUUACCUGGUUGCUCAGUACCUCAAGAGUCAAAAUUUCACCAAGACCGCCUACGUGGUGGGCAGUACAGGCGUUGCGCAGGAGUUGGAUGCCGUUGGGAUCAAAAAUAUUGGAAUUGGGCCUGAUGUCCUGCAAAAUGGCCUGGCGAGCUUUGUGAAUGAAGAAUUGAAGCCAGAUCCAAAUGUUGGCGCUGUUGUUGUUGGCUUUGAUGAGCACUUCAGCUUCCCAAAGCUCAUUCGAGCUUGUAGCUAUGCUGACAACCCAGAAUGCCUUUUUGUGGCCACAAAUACAGAUGAGCGCUUUCCACUGCCACAUUGCGUAAUUCCUGGGACCGGAAGCAUUGUCCGGUGCGUGGAAACAGCAGCUGAGAGGAAGGCUUUCGUAGUUGGGAAGCCAAAUCCCUUCAUGUGUGAAACACUAAUCAGGGAACAUGGCGUAGAUCCCAAGAGGACGUUAAUGAUUGGAGACAGGUGCAACACAGAUAUCCUUUUGGGUGCAAAUUGUGGUUUCCAAACCCUCCUGGUUGAGACGGGAAUCCACAAAGAGGCAGACGUACAGACCUGGCUAAAAUCAUCUGAUCCUGAGGAAAGGAAACUAGUCCCUGAUUUUAUAGUUUCAAAAUUAGGAGAUCUUUUAGAUUACCUAAAUUAGGAAUGAAUUAAAUUUUUAGCUCCCAAAGCAAUAAAAAAAUGAUUUUUUUACUACAGAUAUUUUUUUUUCAAACAUUUAUUGUCUACAGCUUUUUUUAUUUUAAUUAUUUUUUGUUCAAUCUCUCUGUUUUACACUAAAGUUUUUUAUUCAUUAAAUAUAGGUAUAUAUUUUUUUUUAAUAUUUAUUAACUCCUUUUAUAGUUAGAGGAAUCCCCGUGGGCCUUCCAGUAUACAGCUAAUCAGCUACUAAAUCAUUUUAUUUUAUUUUUAAUAUUAUAUUUUCUUACCAAGCGUUUUGUGGUCCCUCUAACAUUAAAACAACUAUUAAUAUUUUUUUUCUUAUUUAAUAAAACAUUUUAGUCGUAACGGUCGUAACGUCUUUUACGAAAUUCUUUAAAACUGUAAUAAACUCUUUAUGGACAAUUAAAGAAUUUUUUCAAGCA